ACCAUCUCUCCUCCCACAAUUCUCCCCCAAAAAUUAACGCCACCGCCGCCCCGCCCUUGAACCACCAAUUCCUCCGCCGCACCAACGCCGUACAACUAAAAAAACAAAUAUGAGGCCGUCCGCUUCUCACUUCGCCGGAGGAGAAUACUACCAGCCUCAUUUCCUCGAUUCCUGCUUUCUCUGCCAGAAGCAUCUCAGCCACAACAGUGACAUCUACAUGUACAGAGGAAACGCACCUUUCUGUAGCCAGGAAUGCCGGCAAGAACAGAUUGAGAUGGACGAGGCAAAGGAGAAGAGAUGGAAAAUCUCUUCGAAGAGAUCUAACGCCGCUAGACAGAGCAAGGAUUCAACCACGGAAUCCGACACCGAUAAAGCCGUGCGAACAGGAACCGUUGCUGUAGCCUAAACCCGAGAUUUUAUAAAUACAUACCAAGAUUCAGAUCUCCAAAUGCAAAAUGAAAAUAAAGGAGAGUCGUAUGGGAAAAGUUUGAUAUUUUCUCCAAAUUCCUGAUCAUGAAUGGAAUUACACUGGUGUUUGAUUCCUGAUCAUGAAAGGAAUUACAGUGGAGUUUGAUCUGUAAAGGAAAAAGGAGGAGAGAAGAUCCUGUUGUUACAAUUUUGAUUUUAAUUUUAAUUUUAAUUUUAAUUUUGUCAUUUCUGUAAUGUUUAUUCACUUUUUUCGUAAAUCAAAUUAGGUUUUGAUUUCUCUA
Molecule: messenger RNA, 710 nt
Organism: Salvia splendens (bonfire salvia)
Lineage: Eukaryota; Viridiplantae; Streptophyta; Magnoliopsida; Lamiales; Lamiaceae
Product: FCS-Like Zinc finger 3
Exons: 2
Coding region: 110-406 (98 amino acids)
Source: RefSeq, a predicted model, not a curated record